GGUGCGGCGCCGCUCUCUGUUUACCUGAGACACCUGUGCCCCUGUGUUGUUAGCACACACACUUCACGCCCGCCCUCCGGCCGAGAGAGGACGAAAACACGACUGCUACAAGGAUGAAGGGGCUCCCGGUGCUGUCCCUGCUCCUCUGGAUGUGUGCGGUGUACUUUGUGGGCAUCUACCUGUUUGUCGGCGGCUUCCUGCUGGUGAGGCUGGAGGUGAACCGGACCAGCACCUGCGGAGACGUCCUCCAGCCCGGAGAGGAGCCGGUGGACUUCUGCCGCGUCCAGCCGCGCUUCCGCAGGGCUGUGAUCCUCAUCAUCGACGCCCUCAAGAUCGACUUCGCCUGGUUCGACCCCAACAACACGGAUCCCCGGCCCUACGAGAACAAGCUGCCCGUGCUGGAGGAGACGGUCUCAUCCAGGCCUUCACACAGCCGCCUGUACCCGUUUCGUGCAGACCCGCCUACCACCACCAUGCAGAGGAUCAAGGGCUUCACCACUGGCUCCUUGCCCACCUUUGUGGAUGUGGGGAACAACUUUGCAUCCAGUGCUAUACUGGAGGACAACCUCAUCCACCAGUUUGGGCAAGUCGGUAAGUAUUUCCACAGUUGUAUCCAUGCAAAACACACAUUUUCUGCAGAACUCAAGAGGAACAUCUACCUUCACAGUCUAACACACACAGCUGAG
Molecule: messenger RNA, 686 nt
Organism: Plectropomus leopardus (leopard coralgrouper)
Lineage: Eukaryota; Metazoa; Chordata; Actinopteri; Perciformes; Serranidae
Source: RefSeq, a predicted model, not a curated record